Girardinichthys multiradiatus is the source of this 1971-nucleotide messenger RNA. Its product is annotated as tetraspanin-8-like. The coding region runs from base 97 to 831 and encodes 244 amino acids. The record is from RefSeq and is a predicted model, not a curated record. Lineage: Eukaryota; Metazoa; Chordata; Actinopteri; Cyprinodontiformes; Goodeidae. The transcript is spliced from 9 exons. Gene Ontology annotation, cellular component: membrane.
ACAAUCAGAUUCUCUGCAGGCGGUGUUGCACAUCACAACCAAACUGCAUCCCUGCAACUCUUCUUCUUCUCCCUGAAGUCAAAGUGAAAAGCAAAGAUGGGGAAAAUAAACGGAUGCCUCAAGUGCCUCUUUAUCUUCUUCAAUGUGCUGUUUGCAAUCGUCGGAUGUUUGCUGAUAUUUGUGGCAGUGAAGGCCUCUGCUUUGGCAUUCCAGAUGUCAGCAUUCGGAGGCCCGGGAGUAGGCUGGAUCUGGGUGAUUGCAAUCGGCAUCUUUGGCAUCUCCUCUCUGGGAAUCUUCGCCGCCUGCUCCGAGAAGGACCUUUUCCUUAAAAUAUUUGCAGGUUUCAUGGUAGUUGGAAUGAUCAUCAUGCUGAUCUUUGGAACAGUUGUGGCUGUUUUCAGAAACACGAUGAAAGAAAACUAUGUAAAUGCAUCCAAAGAAUUUGCUGAUCCCAUCAUGAAAAACGAAGAUUCAAAGAAAAUGCUCUCGUCCUUCCAAGAAUUUUGGCAGUGCUGUGGAGUGGUCAGUGCUGAGGACUGGGGUACAGAAAUACCUUCCUCCUGUGAAUGCAGGGAUACUAAUGGACCAUUUGGAAGGCCUGAGUGUAAAUCCACACCUGCAGGAUACACAGGACCGACUCAAAUCUAUUCCAAGCCCUGCAGCGAUACCAUCUUUUAUUAUAUUGACAUUGCCUUCAAGAUUACCCUGGGAAUCCUUUUUGGAUUUGCUAUCACUGCACUGUUGGGCCUGCUCAUCUCCUUCCUCAUGAUCCAUCAGGUCAAACGUCACGACAGCAUUGGAGGACCUUCCAUCUCCAUGAAGGGAUACUGAAGUUAAUGUCCGCAUUUGAAUGUUCCCCUCUGUAAUGUAACCAUGGGUCAGAUAUUUUAAGUUUUUAUCAUUUAACACAUGAUACAGAGGGAUUUUGUGGCAUGGUGCGAGAAGAUGUCUUCUGCGGCAUUGAUCUUGUUUACUUCUGAGUUUGUAUGAAUGAAAAUCCUUCCAAUAUAAAAAGGUAUUUUUGUACAUCUUUAUGUUAUGUGCUGGGAUGCAGUAUAAUAGUAAUCUGUGACAUGUGAAACACAGAAAACAAUCAGAAUCUUCUGAUCAACAACACCGCCUUAAAACUGAUGGGAGAUGGUCCUAAAACAUCUGGAAUCCGUUGGGGAGGAAACCAUGAUGGAUUAACAGCUCAGGGUUUCCACACACCCUAAACUCAACCAUCAUUUAAAAACAAUUACAAGGUUUUAAACCAAAGACAAACCAUGGGCUGUAUUUUUCAUUCUACACCUUCUAAGUCAAGGGUCUGCAACCUGCAAGUGGCUCUUUGGACCGUCCACAAUGGCUCAGUAACUUUGCUAAAAAUGAUAAAGAACCAAAUAAUGUUUUUAAAUAUACGUAAAAUAACAAAUGCAGAAUUUAGCAGUUUUUUCAUGGAAUAGUUGCAUUGAAUUUUAUUUUUCUUUUCAUUAGAUUGAAAAUUAUGUGCUUUUAUUUUUUUCAUAAUUUUAAUAUCAACAUCCCAUAAAAGUUUUGUUUUUCCUUUAUAUUAAAACCUAAAACUAUAAAUCUAAAUAAAAUGGUGGUUCUUGAAAAAUGACAACAAAUUUCCAAUAGUAGAUAUUUAGAAAGAUUUUUUUGUUGUGCAACAUUUGUGUCUCUGAAUGAGUUUUAUUUAGACUUACUGAGGGCAAAAAUGGCUCUUUGGACUGUAAAGGUUGCAGACCCCUGGCCUAAAUGUUCACCUGAUAAAUAUGCUUCUUCCAGAGAGGCUAAAGCUUUUAUGCUGUUGGAUUUAAAUGUUUAAGCUUAAAGCUUUGGACUAAAUUUGCCAGUGAAAGUUGUAACCUCAGCUUUUUAUUUCAUAAACGUAACCAUAAAGCCAUGACGUAUAUAAAAAUAACAUAGAUUUCAUGAUAUUUCGUCUGUAAAAGUAUUUGACAUUUUGAAUAAAGGUGACAUUCCCACAGA